This is a messenger RNA of Caenorhabditis angaria, 1345 nucleotides long. The record is from the annotation of a GenBank genome assembly. NCBI's taxonomy places the organism in Eukaryota, Metazoa, Nematoda, Chromadorea, Rhabditida, Rhabditidae.
AUGAAAAACGCGCUACUGGUCCUCGCUGUAAUCCUCUUCUCUUCAGUUGUCGGUGACUCGCUCACCAAAAUCGGAGUCAACAAAUUGGCGGACGAGGAUGUGAUAAGCGAUGCGGAAGCAAAAUGGCGAUUGGAUGCGAUCCGGAAAUUGUGGACGGAAAGAAAGCGGAUGGGGCACACACCGCUUAUCAAAUAUCAACCACCCGGUUUUCCGAACACUAUAAUUUAUAUGAAAAAUGAGACAGCUACACCUACACGAACUUUAAAACAUCGAUUCGCGUGGGCUUUAUUAUUAUGGGCGAUAACUGAGGGAAAAGUGACUUCUAAAACAUCAGCAGUCUAUGAUUCGACAUCUGGAAAUACAGGAUCAGCUGAAGCUUAUAUGUGCACCCUGGUAAAUGUUCCAUACAUUGCUGUAGUUGCAGACAAUUUAGAGCCCGAAAAAGUCAAGCAAAUCGAAAGUUUUGGCGGAAAACUGAAGAAGGUUCCAGUCUCCCAAAGAAAUAAGGAGGCUCGUGAGACUGCUGAGAAGACUCAUGGAUUUUAUAUGAAUCAAUUUGGGAAUGCUGAAAAAGCUGAAGAGUUUCACGAAUCUGGAAACUUUCUUUAUGAAUCGACCAAUGUUUUUCAUGAGAUUUUAGUGCAACUCAAGCAACUCAACAAAAUCCCAACUGUUCCCGAUUAUUUUAUCCAUAAUGCCGGAACUGGUGGAACUAUAAGCUCCGUAGGCAGGUAUAUAGUUCGAUACGGCGCUCCAACUCGUGUAGUUCUCUCGGACUCUCAAUACUCCCUAUUCUACGACUAUGUUUUGAAAGGGAAAUUCACCAAUCAAACUGGCGCUGGAAUUUGGAAGGCUCCCGGAGUCGCCGGGAUUGGUUAUGGGUACGAUGUGAAGCCGGUGAUCUACGGGGAGACGACUAGUUUGACACGGAAUGUUAUUCAUGAGGCGGUGAAGAUGCCCGAUAUUGCGACUGUUGCGGCGACAAGGGUUUUGCAGGAGAAGGGUUACAAUUUUGGGCCAUCGACGGCGUUGAACUUUUUGGUGGCAUUGUUCAAAGCUUAUCAACAUAAGGCGAGGUGAGACCAUGAAUCCUACACUUUCCCAAUUUCUAGACAAUUUUUUUUCUAGCAAAUCCACUGAAAAUCAAACGAUCGCAACUCUUGGCAACGAUCCUGGCGACUACUACACAACAACAUAUUUGAACAACACUUGGGUAGAUCAAAAAUUCGCGGAUUUCGGAGGUGUUCAGGGAAUGAAUUGUUGGAAGACGCAGAUUCAAAACUCCAUUGACACUGGCUCCGAUUUCUACACAAAAGGUCUAACGCUAUGCCCAGGAGAAUAUUGA